CUACCCCAUGACAUACUUUUUUAAUGUCAUUCAAUAUGCUCUUAUCCAAUUAUUUCAUUUACCGACACCCAACCUUACACCGUUCAACAACCAGGUAGAGAUAUUUAAGUAGGCAGCAGCAUUCUACCUAUAUAACUGCCCCCGUCAGCUUCAACCCCAACAAACCGUCCUUCAUGUACACUGCUUAACUAAAGCAAUAAGGAAACAAAGACAAAAUGGGCAAGCAGAGCACUAUCAUCUCAUCGACCUUUCCAAAUUCCUCUCCCUCCCUUUCCCGCUCUGAGAUUAUCCAUUCCACGCUCUCGAACCUCGACCACACCGACUCUAUAACCCGGUGCUCUAUAAAAUCCGUCACAAUCGCCAAGAACAACACCAUCAAAAACAACAUCGAGGAUGCUCCAGAGCCCGGUCCCAGCUCUAGAUCCAGAUCUAGAUCCAGCUCCAACUUUUCAACUUCAACCUCACCAAGCACAGGCAUCCACCUGAAACGGUGCAAAAUCACCACAUCAACGCUGAGCAAUACCUCCCUCCGGCGAUGUAAAAUCGCCCAUAGCACACUGACAAAUAUCCCCUCAGCACACCGCACGGAUGUUUCAAGGAGCACUCUCGAUGAUGUCUCAUCUCUCCGGCGGGUGUCAGUGUCGAACAGCACCGUCGCGGAUGGGAGUGCGCUGUCACGGUGUAAAGCCAAGGACAGCGUUGUGAGCAGCAGUGCCGUGUACAGGGGGUCGAUUGAGAAGAGUAAUGUUGUGGGGAGUCGUCUGCGAAAGACGAAGUUGAAGGAGUGCGAUGUGAAGGACUGUGUGAUUGUGAAUACGGACUUUCGGGGGAUGGUGUUGAGGAAUGGGGUUUGGAAGGACGGGGUGCUUGUUGGGUGUUUCCGGGGGAUGGAGAAUGUUGUUGUUAAUGGGAAGAUGAUGGAUAUGCCGGUGAAGAGCGGAGACGGGUCGAAGGGGAAGAAGAACGAGGUUCCUGAGAAAUGGAUGGAGGGAAUGGAGGACUCUGAGAUGGAGAGCAGUGGCAGUGACAGUGACAGUGAGACUGAGGAGGAUCUUCCACCACCAUACACCCCUUGA
Molecule: messenger RNA, 1076 nt
Organism: Aspergillus versicolor CBS 583.65
Lineage: Eukaryota; Fungi; Ascomycota; Eurotiomycetes; Eurotiales; Aspergillaceae
Exons: 2
Coding region: 216-1076 (286 amino acids)
Source: RefSeq, a predicted model, not a curated record